Molecule: messenger RNA, 3218 nt
Organism: Arabidopsis arenosa
Lineage: Eukaryota; Viridiplantae; Streptophyta; Magnoliopsida; Brassicales; Brassicaceae
Source: the annotation of a GenBank genome assembly
UCAAACACAAACAUAAACACAAACACAACCUCAAACUCACAUAUAAAAGAUGACAAAACCAGCUAUAACAUUUCCACUUAUCUUCACACUUCUAACCUUCAUCGAUGUCUCGAGCAGCGCCUCCAUCGUUUUCAACGUCGUGAGCUUCGGGGCCAAACCAGACGGAGUCACCGAUUCCACCGCAGCAUUCCUCAAGGCAUGGCAAGGGGCUUGUGGCUCGGCAUCUUCAGCCACGGUGGUGGUCCCCACGGGGACAUUUUUGUUGAAGGUAAUAACGUUUGGAGGACCAUGCAAGAGCAAAAUCACAUUUCAAGUGGCCGGAACCAUCGUUGCUCCGGAAGAUUACAGGACCUUUGGCAAUUCCGGUUACUGGAUUCUCUUCAACAAGGUUAACAGAUUCUCACUGGUCGGUGGGACUUUCGACGCUCGAGCUAAUAGGUUCUGGUCUUGCCGGAAAUCUGGACAGAAUUGUCCCCCCGGUGUUAGGUCAAUAUCGUUCAACUCGGCAAAAGACGUGAUCAUAAGUGGAGUGAAAUCGAUGAACAGCCAGGUCAGCCAUAUGACCCUCAACGGUUGCACCAAUGUAGUCGUCCGUAACGUCAGGCUGGUGGCUCCCGGAGACAGCCCAAACACUGACGGCUUCACCGUUCAAUUCUCCACUGGAGUCACAUUCACCGGAAGCACCGUUCAGACCGGAGACGAUUGUGUUGCUAUCGGUCAGGGGACCCGCAACUUCCUUAUUUCCAAGCUUGCUUGUGGCCCUGGUCACGGGGUUAGCAUCGGGAGCUUGGCAAAGCAGUUAAACGAAGACGGAGUAGAGAACGUGACAGUAUCGAGUUCGGUAUUCACCGGAACACAAAACGGCGUGAGGAUAAAGUCAUGGGCGAGGCCGAGUACCGGAUUCGUUAGGAACGUCUUCUUCCAAAACCUAAUCAUGAAGAACGUCCAAAACCCUAUCAUAAUCGACCAAAACUACUGUCCCUCCAAGCAAGGCUGCCCUACUGAUCAUUCGGGGGUGAAGAUAAGCCAAGUGACCUAUAAGAACAUACAAGGAACGUCGGCGACACAACAAGCAAUGAACCUGGCUUGUAGCAAGAGCAAUCCGUGCACAGGAAUCACAUUACAGGACAUUAAGCUUAUUUACAACAAAGGAACCCCUGCUACUUCCUUCUGUUUCAAUGCUGUUGGGAAAAAUCUUGGUGGAGACACGCAUAUGAGUUCUUUGGCUCCUGUAAUGGAGAAGCAAGAGAGCUUUCGAGGUAACUCUGUAGAGGAACAACAGAGUCUCAGAUGCGUUGGUGCAGAGGAUCAGGUGAGAAAGGGAAGAGCUUUGGAGAAGCAAGUUAGUUUCCUAGCUGGGAAUGUUGUAGAGAAACAUGGAAUCAAAGGAAGAGCAAUGGAGAAUAGAGAGAGGCCAAUGGAGAGGCAGAGAAGCUUCCGUGGGUUCGUUGAGAAGCAGAAAAGCUUUAGGGUAGUGAUGGAGAGACAGUUAAGUUUCAUGAAUGCUGCUGGUGAGAGGAAGCAGAAGACUGAGUCACCUGGUAAAAGAGGGGACUCUCCUCUUCAUAUCGGAGCUCGAACAGGGAAUUUGGGGAAGGUUAUGGAAUUGAUUCGAGGUUGUAACGGCACUGAAGAGUUGAAGGAGUUGUUAUCAAAGCAGAAUCUUGAAGGAGAGACUGCUCUUUAUAGUGCAGCAGAAAAUGGGCAUUCGUUAGUUGUUGAAGAGAUGUUGAAACAUAUGGACCUUGAUACUGCAUCAAUUAAAGCUCGCAACGGUUUUGAUCCUUUCCAUGUAGCUGCAAAACAAGGCCAUCUCGAGGCAUUGAAGAAAUUGUUGGAGACAUUUCCGAAUCUGGCUAUGACGGUGGAUUUAUCGUGUACAACUGCAUUGCACACGGCUGCCACACAAGGACACAUUGAUGUGGUGAAUCUUCUUUUAAAGACAGAUUCUCAUUUAGCUAAGAUAGCUAAGAACAAUGGUAAAACUGCGCUUCAUUCUGCAGCGCGAAUGGGGCACAGAGAAGUGGUUAAAUCUUUGAUAGGUAAUGAUGCAAGCAUCGGGUUUAGAACCGAUAAAAAGGGACAAACAGCGCUUCACAUGGCUGUCAAAGGUCAAAACGAAGGGAUUGUUCUUGAGUUGGUGAAACCAGAUCCUGCGGUUUUGAGUGUUGAGGAUAACAAAGGGAAUACACCAUUGCACAUUGCCACAAACAAAGGCCGUAUUAAGAUUGUGCGAUGUUUGGUAUCAUUUGAUGGAAUUAACCUCAAUGCUAUGAAUAAGGCUGGAGAUACUGCACUUGAUAUAGCUGAAAAGAUUGGAAACCCAGAGCUUGUGUCGGUUCUGAAGGAAGCAGGAGCUGCAACAGCUAAAGAUCUUGGGAAGCCUCAAAACCCGGCUAAGCAACUUAAGCAAACGGUCAGCGACAUUAAACACGAGGUACAAUCUCAGCUCCAACAGUCUCGCCAAACGGGUGUUAGGGUUCGGAGAAUCGCAAAGAGACUGAAGAAGCUUCACAUCAACGGUUUAAACAACGCUAUAAACUCAGCAACCGUUGUUGCUGUCCUAAUCGCAACAGUUGCAUUUGCAGCAAUCUUCACCAUUCCUGGGCAAUAUGAAGAAGACAGAACAAAGGGACUGUUGUUCUUAGGAGAAGCCCGCAUAGCCAACAAAGCCCCGUUUUUAAUCUUCUUCAUAUUCGACAGCUUGGCGCUGUUUAUAUCUUUGGCUGUUGUUGUGGUGCAGACUUCAGUUGUGGUGAUUGAGCAGAAGGCAAAGAAGAAGCUUGUGUUUGUGAUCAACAAGCUCAUGUGGUUGGCUUGUUUGUUCAUAUCCAUUGCCUUUGUUUCUCUUUCGUUUAUCGUUGUGGGUAAGGAAGACAUUUGGCUGGCGAUUUGUGCAACGAUUAUUGGCGGGACGAUUAUGCUAACCACGAUAGGUGCGAUGUGUUACUGUGUGGUCAUGCAUAGGAUUGAGGAAUCUAAACUGAAAAGCUUAAGGAAAGAGAGAAGCAAAUCGAAAUCUUUCUCACUCUCUCAUAUGCCUUUAGAGUCAGAGAUUCUCAACGGCGAAUUCAACAAGAGAAUGUAUGCACUCUGAGACUAAAAUCUCCAGAACAGACAGUUUAAUGUAAGAGUAACAAAUGUAUACAUGGGUCACGUACCUGUAGUUUAGGUUCAAGUGAGGAGAUACAAAAGUUGAAUACAUGCUACCUGAGGAA